This is a messenger RNA of Blastocystis hominis, 2304 nucleotides long. RefSeq lists its product as hypothetical. The record is from RefSeq and is a predicted model, not a curated record. The transcript has a single exon. Gene Ontology annotation, molecular function: ribonucleoside-diphosphate reductase activity, thioredoxin disulfide as acceptor. The coding region runs from base 1 to 2262 and encodes 753 amino acids. Lineage: Eukaryota; Bigyra; Opalinata; Blastocystidae.
AUGAAUUGUAAUCUCUGUUUCAAAUUGGACGAAGAGUUUCUGGAUAAAUAUAAGACGAUUCAGCCUCCUUUUGGAUAUGCGCCUCUGGGAGAACUGGUGUAUCGUCGUACCUACUCUAGAAAACUGGAGGAUGGAACCAACGAAGACUGGUGGCAGACUGUCCGUCGUGUAGUGGAAGGAACCUAUUCAUUGCAGAAGGAGCACAUCCAAUCAUUCCGUUUGGGUUGGGAUGAUGAGCAUGGUCAACGAUCGGCUCAAGAGAUGUACGAUUUGAUGUUCAACAUGAAAUUCCUGCCUCCUGGUCGUGGUUUGUGGGCUAUGGGUACUGCGAUCGUCCACAAGAAGAAUCUGUCUGCCGCUUUGAACAACUGUGCCUUCGUGUCUACGGAGGAUAUUGUGAACAACCCAACGCGUCCCUUCGAGUUUUUGAUGGAUGCGUCGAUGCUGGGAGUGGGUGUGGGUUUCGAUACGAAGGGACGCGACACGCUGCCGGUGCUGGGUCCGAAGGAGGGAGAGAAGUUCACCUAUGUGAUCGAUGAUUCGCGCGAAGGAUGGGUGAGCUCCGUGUCGUUGCUGCUGAAGGCGUACUUUGGCGUGAACGGAGUUCAGCAGCCGGACGUGGAGUUUGACUACUCGGUGAUUCGUCCCGAGGGCGAGCCGUUGAAGACGUUCGGCGGAGUGAGCAGCGGUCCGCGUCCUCUGCGCGAGCUGCACUGCAGCAUCCGCGAGGUGCUGAACAAGCGGAUUGGUUCGCGCUUGGACACGACGGGGAUCGUGGAUCUGUUCAAUCUGAUCGGGAAGUGCGUGGUCUCCGGGAAUGUGCGUCGCUCGGCGGAGAUCGCGUUCGGCGAGGCGGACGACGAGACGUUUUUGGACCUGAAGGACUACGCGAAGCAUCCGGAGCGCAUGGCGUACGGCUGGUCGUCGAACAACUCGGUGUUCGCGCGUGUGGGAAUGGACUACUCGGAGGUGGCGAGCCGUCUGCGCGUGAACGGCGAGCCGGGUCUGGCGUGGCUGGAGAACAUGCAGCGGUUCGGGCGCAUGGCGGACGGUCCGAACAACAAGGACUGGCGCGUGAAGGGCGGGAACCCGUGUCUGGAGCAGUCGCUGGAGUCGUACGAGCUGUGCUGCCUGGUGGAGACGUUCCCCGCGCGGCACGCGACGAAGGAGGAGUACCUGCGGACGCUGAAGUUCGCGUACCUGUACGCGAAGACGGUGACGCUGCGCAUGACGCACUGGCCGGAGACGAACCGCGUGAUGCUGCGGAACCGGCGGAUCGGGUGCUCGGUGAGCGGCGUGGCGGACUUCCUGGGGAAGCACAGCCUGGAGGAGCUGCGGCAGUGGCUGGACGAGGGCUACGCGACGGUGCAGCACUGGGACGAGGUGUACAGCAACUGGUUCUGCAUCCCGCGGUCGAUCAAGACGACCUCGGUGAAGCCGUCGGGGACGGUGUCGCUGCUGGCGGGCUCCACGCCGGGCAUGCACUUCCCGGAGAGCCGGAUCUACAUCCGGCGCAUGCGCAUGGGGAAGAACGACCCGCUGGUGGCGCCGCUGCGGCGCGCGGGGUACAGCGUGGUGCCGGCGAUCGGGCAGGAAGACACGACGGUGGUGGUGGAGGUGCCGGUGAAGCUGCCCGCGAACGUGCGCGUGCAGAGCGAGGUGUCGAUGUUCGAGCAGCUGUCGCUGGCGGCGUUCCUGCAGCGGUACUGGGCGGACAACCAGGUGUCGUGCACGGUGACGUUCGACCCGGAGAGCGAGGGACCGCACAUCGCGCAGAUGCUGCAGUACUUCCAGUACCAGCUGAAGGGAGUGUCCAUGUUCCCCAAGCAGGACUACUCCAAGUAUCCCCAGCUGCCCUACGAGGCCAUCUCCGAGGAGGUCUACAACGAAAUGACGCGCGAUUUGAAGCCCAUCGAGUUCGUGGAUCGCAGCAAGCCCGCCGUCGUCAAGGCGAAGCCCACGCAGUUCGCGCCCAUCGAUCUGAAGGGGAAGACGAGGUCGGUGUUCUACGUGGAUUGCAGCAAGGCGAAGGCGAAGAAAGAGGAGAACGCGAACGCAGAGGCGAACGCGGACGCGGAGCUCCAAGCGACCUCCAAGGCCGAGCCGAACAAUGAAUCGCCGCGCAAGGUGCUGGUGCGAAGUCCGCUGGAGGUGGUGAGGGGAAAGCGAUUGUUCUCGACGGAGAGAGAAGGAGGAGAGGGAGUCGGACAGGUGUUCCCUGAUGCGAUCUCGUUCUGCACGAAUGACCACUGCCAGCUGUAAGAAGGGAAAAGGAUGAAGGGUUUGCUGUUGCUUUGUACUAUU